UGAUCGUGCAUAUUUUUAGAAAUUUUGUGAAAAAAAUAUAUCCAAAAGCAGUUUUAUAGAGAUUUGCUGAUUUAUUGACCGAUCGAGUAGCGUGGUUGAGUGAACAAGUAAAAGGCAACCACAUAAACGAUCUGUGUUUUUGAAUAGCGAUUUGUUUGUAGUCGCCAAUUAGAUAUAGAGACAUUCUGUAAAUCGAAUAGAGAGACGACAGCAGCAACAAAAAUGGUGCAAAAUGGGGACGACACAAAAACUCAGCAACAAACUGGCCUGCUUAUUGAGCGUGAAAUGUUUCUUGACAAAGCCGGCAAAUAUGAAAAUCUUCGAAUCGCCAAAAAUGUGAUUUUGAUUGGAAUGGCUUUUAUGCUGCAAUUCACUGCAUUCCAUGGCACAGCCAAUUUACAAUCAUCCAUCAAUUCAGAUGGUGCAGUCGGCGUUUAUACUUUGGCAGCGAUCUACGGCUCAUUGAUUCUAUCGAAUAUUUUCCUACCUGUCAUGGUCAUCAGAACGCUUGGAUGCAAAUGGACAAUGGCAUUAUCGUUUAUGGCUUAUGUGCCGUUUAUAUUGUCACAACUUUAUCCACGAUUAUACACAAUGAUUCCAUCUGGAUUAGCUGUCGGUUUUGGUGGUGGACCUCUGUGGUGCGCGAAAUGCACAUAUCUGACGGUAAUUGCUGAAGCGCUUGCCAUUUUCAAUGGAAAAAAUAGCAAGUCUGAUGCAUUAGUUGUGCGAUUUUUUGGGCUAUUUUUCAUAUUUUACCAAAUGGCGCAGGUUUGGGGUAAUUUAAUCUCAUCAUCAGUUUUAUCGUACGGUGAGCCAGCAAUACAAUAUUCAAAUGAUACAAUUGAAGCAAUGGCAUUUGAGGAGCUUAGUAAAAAUGUGGCAAAACUUUGCGGAGCCGAAUUUUGUCCGGGAAUUACUGCGGCAAAUAAUCCAAAUUUAACGCCGCCAGACAAAUCAAAAGUGCAAAUGUUGAUGUUGAUUUUCUUGGCGAUGAUGAUUGGUGCGAGUCUUUUAAUUGCGGUUGCUGUUGAUGGUUUAAAGCGUUAUGAAAUGGGCCGAAAAGGCAGUGGAUCGGAAUUAUCGGGUAUUCGUUUGUUAUCGGUGACCGUAAAGCAAUUGAUGCAAGUGAAGCAAAUUUUAUUACUACCAAUCACAAUGUUCAUUGGCGCUGAACAAGCAUUUAUGGCGGUUGAUUUUACAUCGGCAUUCAUUGCAUGCGGAUGGGGAAUUCCUCGAAUCGGUUAUGUGAUGAUUUGUUUCGGAUUAGCGAAUACGAUUGCGGCAGCUCUAACAAGUUUUGUGGCAAAAAUUGUGGGCCGAAACAAGAUUUUAACGUUAACACUCGUUUUACAUGGCACAUUAUUGAUGUGGAUGCGUCAAUGGGCAGCUGUUCCAAACGAUUUUGUCGCAUACUGCUCGAUGGCUGCCAUUUGGGGCUUACUCGAUGGAACAUGGCUUGUUAUUAUUAAUUCAUAUUAUGGUAUACUAUUCCGCGGUCAAGAAGAGGCUGCAUUCAGCAAUUUCCGGCUAUUUGAAUCAUGUGGCUCAGUAAUAGCGUACAGUUUAAGUCCCAUGCUAUGCGCUUCCACAAAAAUCGAAGCAUUAUUUGCACUUAUGCUGAUUGGCAUUAUUGGCUAUGCAAUUGUAGAAUUCAAGAGAAACAACGAAUUCCAAACGGAAGCCAAAAACUCAAUGCCGUAUAAACAAGCCAAUGACGAUACAAAAUGUUAGAAUUAUUACAUUUGACUUUAAUUUAAUGUGAAAUCAAUAUUUAGGCAUUAAUAUUUUGAUACAUUCUUUAGACGACAAUAAAAACAACUAGACAUUCCAUUCAGUAUUACCAAAAA
Contarinia nasturtii (swede midge) is the source of this 1847-nucleotide messenger RNA. Its product is annotated as UNC93-like protein. The record is from RefSeq and is a predicted model, not a curated record. Gene Ontology annotation, biological process: regulation of muscle contraction; regulation of potassium ion transport. Lineage: Eukaryota; Metazoa; Arthropoda; Insecta; Diptera; Cecidomyiidae. Gene Ontology annotation, cellular component: plasma membrane; striated muscle dense body. The transcript is spliced from 8 exons. Gene Ontology annotation, molecular function: potassium channel regulator activity. The coding region runs from base 223 to 1731 and encodes 502 amino acids.